UCCAGACCUCCUGGGGUAUCUUUUGAGGCACAUUAGGACACUAGGGCCCAGCAGAUGUAGGUACUUCUUCUGAGCUUUAAGGAGCCCCCGUCUGAAGCCACAGAUCUGGUAUGUGAAUCAGAUCUGGUUUCAGACUCGCAAUAUUAAGGAUCUAGAUUUUAGAAGGGCUCCAAUCUAUGAAAUCCUGGAAUAUGAGGGUCAUCCGAGUGUUACAGAUGUCUGUUUUGUUGGUGGGGCUCUGCCAGGCCCAGCGUGCCCCUCCACUCUCCACCUCAGAGGAGGCAGGUGGGGUCCCCGUGUCCCAGCUGAAGAUGUUGGCACUGGGACUGUCUCACCUGCUGAAGGGUGUGGAGGAGAACGCCAGGCAGCUGGAGCAGCGGGGAGAGCGGGCGGCAGCCGAGCUGGACGGGGCCACGAAGAACCUGGAGAGCCUUCGAAAGCAAAGUCCAAAGGCAGGACGGAAUCACAGACAGGUGAGGAAGGACCUGCAGAUUCUGAGUGCCAGGGGGGACAGGCUGUCGAAGGCGGCCAGAGAUCUGCAGAAGGGGCUGGAGGAUGUGGAGAUGGAGCAGGGAGUCAUGCAGCAUCGGAUAAACCGGAUCCUCCAGAAAAUAAAGAGCCUGACGGAGCCCAAGUCAAGGGGUCCAACACAGCUGGACAUGGGGUCUGUGAAGGUUAUGAUGGAUAAACAGGCCCGACUGCUCGCCAGUCUGACCACAGAGGUUUCGUCCCGGGACAGAAUGAUUGACAGGCGCCGGCGGCACAUUGACCACCUGGAGAAACAGAUAUCUGAGAGCCUCCCAGGCGCACUGAGGGCAGAUUCUCACUCCGACUGUGUGUGAUGAGCACAGCUGCAUCAACACAGCCCCUCUGAGCCAACACACCAGCACACCGCCAUUAUGCCGCUACGAAAAUGAACUGCUCUGUAAUUUACAAAACCAUGCAUCACAUUUAACAAAUAUGUAGAUAAGUACACAGUUGGGUUACUCGUCUGUGAUGUCCUCGCGGCCUACAGUAUGUUCAGAAAUAGUUCAGAAAUAAAGCUUUGCUUUUCUGCAAA
Messenger RNA from Eleginops maclovinus (Patagonian blennie), 1060 nucleotides. RefSeq lists its product as uncharacterized. The transcript has 4 exons. NCBI's taxonomy places the organism in Eukaryota, Metazoa, Chordata, Actinopteri, Perciformes, Eleginopidae. The record is from RefSeq and is a predicted model, not a curated record. Bases 177 to 842 code for a protein of 221 amino acids.